GUCCCCCAUCCUGACAGCUGCAUACUACUACGAGUACAGCGCCGUCUUUGACUGAAUCGCAAAACCCCCCCCUGUAUCAGCCCGCUAUUGACAGGCGCACAGCACCGCUCGGAGCAUUUCUGUUGGUGCGAAGCAGGACCUUGGCCGCGCCGGUGUCGUCAUCGUGUCAACUCCAGAUCCACUUGGCAGCGAGUGAGACUUGCUCUGGCUACGAUAAACGCUCUGCUCAUCAAAAACCUGAUCGCCUUUCAAAUACUCCUUGCUUCUCUCCUUUUUCUGCCAUCAUGACCUGGGAGCUCAACCGACGACGGUUCAUCCGCGCCGUCAACAGCAAGUACAUCUAUGGCCGUUUGCCUCUCCUUCACACAAUCGUCCUUCUCAUCGAAAUGGCGCUCCUUGCCCGGCUGACGGCGCGGUUCAAUGCGCACUACAACGAACGACCUCUCAUGACCAUGAUGGUCACAAACUCCAUCCUCGGUGGCAUCGCUGAUACCGUGGCGCAAACCAUCACCGCCGUACGAGAGCGAGCCGUUAGAAAGCCCGGCGGCGUCACCAAGGACGAUAGCUUCGCCAUUGAGAUCCACGAACUUGACGAAAAGAAUCCGUUCCUCGACCGCGACCUCAUUCCCGACUCCAAGAGCCUGCCCCCGCCCUUCGACUUUGAGCGACUCACGAGGUUCAUGGCGUACGGUUUCUGCAUGGCCCCAGUGCAGUUUCGAUGGUUCAAGCUUCUCGAGAGGAUGUUUCCCAUCACCAAAGGGAGCGCGUUUGUGCCUGCCAUGAAGCGGGUUGCCUGCGAUCAGCUCAUCUUUGCGCCCUUUGGUGUGGGCGUCUUCUUCACGGCCAUGACCAUUGCCGAGGGAGGCGGCCGCCGUGCGGUUGCCCACAAGCUGCGAGACAUGUACAUUCCCACGCUCAAGGCCAACUACGUCGUAUGGCCCGCGGUGCAGGUCAUCAACUUUCGCUUGAUGCCGGUGCAAUUCCAGCUGCCGUUCGUUUCGACUGUCGGUAUUGCGUGGACAGCCUACCUCUCCCUCACCAACGCAUCCGAUUGA
Molecule: messenger RNA, 1055 nt
Organism: Trichoderma reesei QM6a
Lineage: Eukaryota; Fungi; Ascomycota; Sordariomycetes; Hypocreales; Hypocreaceae
Exons: 4
Coding region: 285-1055 (256 amino acids)
Cellular component (GO): membrane; cytoplasm
Source: RefSeq, a predicted model, not a curated record